Messenger RNA from Colletotrichum truncatum, 1278 nucleotides. RefSeq names its product salicylate hydroxylase. Gene Ontology annotation, molecular function: FAD binding; monooxygenase activity. The record is from RefSeq and is a predicted model, not a curated record. Lineage: Eukaryota; Fungi; Ascomycota; Sordariomycetes; Glomerellales; Glomerellaceae.
AUGAAAGUCAUCAUUGUCGGGGCCGGCUUGGGCGGCCUCUGUGCUGCACUUGGGUUCGCUCGAAAAGGCCAUCAAGUCUGGGUUCUGGAACAGCGUCCAAAUGUUACCCCUGCCGGCGGUGCCCUCAACAUUCGACCUGGCGCGUCAAAAAUUCUUCACAGCUGGGGGCUUGCUGAGGAAUUACAACAAGUUUCUGUUGACACGGCUGCCAACGUGCUACGGAACUUAGCAAGCGGCCAGGUUGCGACUCGAGCGAUCGCGACCGAGAUCUCCGACCAUCCAGACUGGGGCACGAGCAGAGAUGUACUAAUAGGAACAUUCCAUCGAAAAGCAAAGGAAGCAGGCGCCACGAUCAUGUUCAACGCUGCCGUUACCAAAGUGGAAGACAGCGCACAAGGAGCUUGUGUUACGCUGCGAGAUGGAACUCGCCUAGAUGCAGAUCUCGUCUUAGCCGCCGACGGAAUCAGGUCGAAUAUUCGAGAGCAAAUCCUUCGAGGUACUGGCCAGCCUAUCGACCCAAUUAUCACUGAUGUGACACUUUACGGCGUACAUCUUCCAAAGGAGGAGAUCACGUCCAUCCCUGAAUUAUCUCCUCUGAUGGAUCAAUCAUAUCUAAACGUGUACAUGGGCGAGGAUGGUAAGGUACAUGUUACGAGUAGAUAUAACAGCACACUUGGGUCAUACUCCGCGUUAUUCGGAGUGAAGGGUGAUACCGAUCAGCGCGGGCUUUGGGACGAGAAUGGUGAUAUCGAAUACGUUCGCAAGUUGUUCAAGGGAGCUUGUCCAGAGAUACGCAAGGUCCUUGAUGUUGCCAAAAAGUGCGACAGAUGGAGGCUUGCGGAACUUCCCGAUUUGCCUCGUUGGACUAGUGAAGAAGGAAGAAUCGUGUUGCUUGGAGACUCUGCUCAUGCCAUGCAGCCAAGUGCUGCUCAGGGCUUUUCGCUCAUCGUAGAAGACAUAGGCGUCUUGGAAUACCUUAUUUCCCAGUCUCCCGACCCCAUCGUCGACAUGAGGAGAAUCACUUCAGAUUGGCAAAAUAUAAGGAAGACUAGAUGCGAACGUUUCAAGGCCUGGGCAAGCCACAACACAGACUUGUUCACAAGCCCAUCCAAAAGCAUCAAGCCCGGUUCUGGCCAAUGGCAGGUCAAAUCUCUCAAAAAUACUAAACCCGACAUUAAUGCAGAAUUUGGGACGGCUCCAUUUCUGAAGUGGGCGCAAGGAACGGAUGCUAUUGCUGAGGCCGAACGAUAUCUACGAGCCAGCGGUCCACGGCUAUGA